Messenger RNA from Nanorana parkeri, 951 nucleotides. Its product is annotated as olfactory receptor 5B12-like. The transcript has a single exon. Bases 1 to 951 code for a protein of 316 amino acids. Gene Ontology annotation, biological process: G protein-coupled receptor signaling pathway. The record is from RefSeq and is a predicted model, not a curated record. Gene Ontology annotation, molecular function: olfactory receptor activity; G protein-coupled receptor activity. Gene Ontology annotation, cellular component: membrane. Lineage: Eukaryota; Metazoa; Chordata; Amphibia; Anura; Dicroglossidae.
AUGGUGAAUCAAACAAUUCUGAAUGAAUUCUUCCUCUCUGGACUGUCCGAUAUUCCGGCUCUUCAGCUCCCUCUCUUCCUCCUCUUCCUUCUCAUCUACCUUCUGACAUUGAUCUGGAAUUUGCUGAUCAUCUCCCUCAUAGUCAGUGACUCUCACCUCCACACCCCUAUGUAUUUCUUCCUUGGGAACCUGGCCGGUUUGGACCUCUGUUAUGCCUCAGUCACCGUGCCACGAAUGUUAUUUGACCUUCACACCCAGAGAAGAAAGAUUACCACAAUGGCUUGUAUAACCCAAGUCUCCUUCCUUAUAUUGUUUGUCACUUCUGAGGCUCUUCUGUUGUCUGUCAUGUCCUAUGAUCGAUUUACUGCCGUUUGCAAGCCAUUGCAUUACGUGCAGAUCAUGCGUUGGACAGUGUGUGUACAGUUGGUAUUCAGUGCGUGGUGUCUCAGUUUAAUCAAUUGUUUAUUUCACACACUUUAUGUCUCUAAGUUAACAUUUUGUGCAUCAGAUAUUAUAGAAAGUUUCUUCUGUGACCUUCCCCAGUUGUUCCGGAUCUCCUGCAGUGACAUCUACAUCAACAUUCUGCUCAUCUUUCUUUUUGGUGGCUUCCUGGGAGUCCUUUCUGUAAAAAUGACUUUCAUGCCUUAUGUCUAUAUAUUUAGAACUGUCCUGAAAAUUCAAACAAAGGGCAGAAGAAGUAAAGUUUUCUCUACGUGCUCCUCUCACCUGACAUUGGUCUUCCUAUUUUAUGGUUCUAUUGUGUUAAACUAUUUUCGUCCCAUUGGAAGUCGCCAUUCUGCUGGAGACAAAAUGGCGUCCGUGUUUUACGCCGUGAUUCUUCCUCUUAUCAAUCCUCUAAUUUACAGUCUGAGGAACCAGGAAUUCAGAACAGCGUUACAAGAUGUUGUAGGAAAGGUCACCAUCCCCCAUACAAUAAAAAAUCUAAUCUGA